Molecule: messenger RNA, 5953 nt
Organism: Bactrocera oleae (olive fruit fly)
Lineage: Eukaryota; Metazoa; Arthropoda; Insecta; Diptera; Tephritidae
Product: glucose dehydrogenase [FAD, quinone]
Molecular function (GO): flavin adenine dinucleotide binding; oxidoreductase activity, acting on CH-OH group of donors
Source: RefSeq, a predicted model, not a curated record
UUUUUCAAACCAAAGUUUUGAAAUUUAUCGGAAAUUUAAACACCAGCGAUAAUAACUUCCGAAUAAAAUUAAAAUAACGCAAAAAAAAGUUUUAAGGUCACAAUUUUUAAAAAAUAUAAUAUACAAAAUAUUUAUUUCUCAUGUGUGAAUUCAUCAACCUCAUACCACUGUGCCAGCUAAUCAUUUACUAAAUUUCAAUUUUAAAUGCUUUAUGUUUCGCAAUUAAACAUUCGCUAGAAGUUAAGAGAAUAAGUAUUACGUUCAAUGAACCGUAACACGAUAGAGCGCUAGUAAGCGAACUCUCCCUGAUGAGCAUGACAAUACAAGUACAUAUAUACCCACAUAUUUACAUAGGUAACUGCCUAUAAUAAAAUUGUACAUAUGCAUUUUAAAGCGCUUUCGUUUUCUUCUCUGAUAUUCUAAUGAACUUUUUAACAUUAGAAUCUUUAUAUGGAAUCAACGGUCGGUUAGAUGGCACAGAACUUCGCGGAACAGUGGCGAAUCCAUACACGGUUUACAGAAAACUUCAAGGCGCGCAUGCGCUGAUAAUACGAAUGAUCAAAAUUGGUGUGUGACAAAUACAGUGAAGUGUGACCCAUAUAAAUUGCGCUUAAUGAUUUUAAUAAAUUUCACAAACAAUAGAUAAAUAAAAGGAGGCUGAGAUGUGGACGAGAUUAGUUUUAAUUAUUUUUUUACUCACAAAUGCCAGUCGCGUCUCGCAUGCGCAACGUGGUAAUAUCAUAACAACUUUAUUCGAAUUUUUGCGACGUGGCCAAAAUGAUCUAAAUAUCGAACAUGUGGACGAUAAUGUACAACUCUUAAAUGAGUAUGAUUUUAUUGUCGUCGGUGCGGGCACGGCGGGUUGCACGCUAGCGGCGCGUUUGUCCGAAAAUCACGCUUGGAAGGUGCUGCUGAUCGAGGCCGGUGGCCCCGAAAAUAUGGCUAUGGAUAUACCAAUCAUGGCACACUUCCUACAACUCACAGAAAUAAAUUGGAACUACCGCACGCAGCCGUCGAACAAGUAUUGCCUCGCCAUGAACAAUCGCCGUUGUAAUUGGCCGCGCGGCAAAGUCAUGGGCGGCUCAUCGGUGCUCAACUAUAUGAUGUACACACGUGGCAAUCGGCGCGACUAUGACCGUUGGGCAGCGUUGGGAAAUGAGGGUUGGAGCUACGGCGAAGUGUUGCCUUACUUUCGAAAAUUCGAAGGCUCCGAAGUUCCCAACGCUGAACGUGAUUAUGUGGGGCGUCAAGGGCCAGUGAAAAUCGGGUAUCCGGCCUGGCGUUCGCAGAUCUCAGCGGCUUUUGUGCAAGCCGCACAGGAGGAUGGCUUGAAGUACCGUGACUACAAUGGGCGCAUACAAACCGGCGUAUCUUAUCUACAGGCCACAAUACACAAUGGUAUGCGCUGGAGUUCCAAUCGCGCCUACCUCUAUCCGCAUAAAGGCCAACGUGCCAAUUUGCAUGUGAAAAAAAAUACAUUAGUUACUAAAGUGUUGAUAGAGCCGCGUACAAAUACUGCUUACGGUGUGAUAUUAAGCACUGGCGGUCAAUCUUACCAGGUGCGCGCAAGAAGAGAGGUGAUACUAAGCGCAGGCGCCAUCAACACACCACAGCUGCUAAUGCUCUCCGGUAUCGGACCUGCGCAGCAUUUGCGCGAUGUGGGCAUUAAGCCAAUUGUAGAUUUGGCUGUCGGCUACAAUCUACAGGAUCACAUUGCGCCAGCAGUUUCGUUCACCGCCAAUGUUAGCUCCAUCAGAACUACAGAUUACUUCGAAACUAGCAAUAUAAUGAAAUACAUAGAUGGCAAGGGAGUAUUCGGCUUACCGGGCGCUGUAGAAACAAUCGCGUUUUGGGAUAUGGGACAACCGGGGCUAGAGGAUGGUUGGCCUGAUUUGGAAAUGUUUCAAAUAGCCGGGUCCUUUGAUGAGAACCCGGCGACUCUGCGCGCUUUUGGCAUACAGCCGGACACCUAUAACACCAUGUUCGGUAAUGUCAAGAGCGACGGUUUCAUGAUAUUUCCCAUGAUCCUGCGUCCCAAGAGUCGUGGUCGCAUUAUGCUUAAGAGUAAUGAUCCUUUCAAAUACCCGCUUUUGUAUGCAAACUACUUUGCCCAUCCCGACGAUUUAGAUAUAGCAGUGCGCGGUGUGCUAAAGACAAUUAGUUUGAUAGAAAAGCCCGCAUUUAAGGCAAUUAAUGCGCGUAUGUUAGAACGUGUUAUGCCCGGUUGUGCUAAAGUGCCAUAUAAAUCGCGCGCCUACUGGGAGUGCUACGUGCGACAUUUCACUUUCACCAUCUACCACUACUCCGGCACAACAAAAAUGGGACCGGCUACAGAUCCAACGGCUGUGGUUGAUCCAAGAUUACGCGUAUAUGGCGUCAACCAAUUGCGAGUGGUAGAUGCCAGUAUAAUGCCGCAAAUUAUAGCGGGACAUCCUAAUGGACCUGUGUUUAUGAUAGCAGAGAAAGCAGCCGAUAUGAUUAAGCAGGACUAUAACUAUAUUUGAUGACAUAGAAAGUUGUUAAGACUAUUAAAAAACAACGUCUGUCAUAGUUAACGAGUUAUUAGCAAAAUUUUCUCAGGUAUUUAAGAGAUGCUGUACUUAGGAAAAUAAAUUUACUUUAAGUUAUAAGACGUGUUAUCGCAACUACUAAAAAAAUAUCGCGUUAAUUAUUUAAGCCAUCUCUCUAUUGUGUUUGAGUAAUUCAGCAUUGUCACUCGAGUAUUCUUUCAGUCGUCGAGGUCAAAAAAGCGCAACGCAAGUUCAGUAAGCAAUUAAAAUAGUCGACUGCCGCGCCACGUCACAGCGCACGGUGUGUUGCGCAUUGCGCUUAACGUGUUCACCGUCAGGUAGCAACGGCACAAUGGCAUGAAAGCGAAAACGCAAAAGAACAAAGUUUGCCAUGCUUUACACGCAACAGCGCUUAGAAAAUCAUCGACUGUUGACACUUCACUUUCCAUAGACCAAAAAUAACACACACCAGCGCACAAUUACAAAGCACGCGAACGUGUGCACAAUGCCAGCGGCAACGGCGCGACGAGCAUAGGGAGCGACAAGCGCAUGAGUUUGCAAGUUCAACAACGUUAUCGCUGCUGGCGCAACUUAAUUUGCUACAAAAACCUUUGCGUCAUUACCAACGACGAAGCCAGUGCUAACGUUUUAGCCGUCGACGCUCAGCUUGAAGCUGUUGGACAACCUGUUCGAUGUUGGCGCUUAUUCGCAUUGAACUAUUUAGUUUCGCUUUUUGUGCUUAUCAAGCAAAUCGAUGAAGAAGCUGACUGCCGAAGAGUAGGCCUAGCCAUCGUCUAUUCACUACGAUUAUUAAAACCACAUACAACUGCCGAGCAGCAAGCAUUCCAAGUUACGUUUCCUCGGCGUUAAGACGCGUGUUUCCGAGAACACGCUAAACUGCAAACGGGGCAGACAACGGGCUCGCGGUUCUAACAACACCAAAUAUUAUAUAAGCAGAGUGGCUAGAACGCGGUAGCAGCGUUAAGAAGCUGUUUAAAAGGCAUACGAAUUCAGUUAUAUUUGCCAAGAAAAAUAGAAACCAGUGCAAAGUGCAAAUAAAAACAUUGAAAAUAUCAAAAAAAAUAUUGGAAUUAAAUCUUAUAUAACUGUAGAACUUUGAAACUUGUGUAUGCGCACAGUCGGCAAAGUGUACCGAAUUUCCUGAGGGCGCAUAAAAAUAUGUGCGGUUUUUAAACUUGUCUAUAAAAACUUUGAUAAAGUAAAAUUGUGUACGUAAAAAUGUUUUUCUUACUACAACCACGUCUGCUACUAUCAGCGCUAGUGUGUCUGCUGUGCGCCUUUACUUGGGCGCAGGAGCGCAAUGUAAUACUAGAGAGCUUUGACUUUCUGCGUCGCGGCCAGAUAGACGCAAAUUUAGAAAAUUACGACAAUAACCUGCAAAUGGAGAAGGAAUAUGAUUUUAUUGUUGUGGGCGCGGGUACGGCGGGAUGUGCAAUAGCGGCGCGCUUGUCAGAGAAUCCAAAAUGGAAGGUGCUGCUGCUCGAGGCCGGCGGCCCAGAGAGUCUUAUAAUGGAUGUGCCCAUAGUAGCGCAUUUUCUGCAACUGGGCGAAAUGAAUUGGAAGUAUCGCACGCAGCCUUCGGAACGCGCUUGCUUGGCUAUGAAUAACAAUCGUUGCAAUUGGCCGCGCGGCAAGGUUAUGGGCGGCUCGUCUGUGCUUAACUAUAUGAUGUAUACGCGCGGUAAUCGACGCGACUACGAUCGCUGGGCAGAGUUGGGUAAUGUUGGUUGGGGUUGGCGUGAUGUGUUACCAUAUUUCAAGAAAUAUGAAGGUUCUAAUGUGCCAGAUGCUGAUGAAGAUUUAGUGGGACGCAGUGGUCCUGUGAAAGUCUCAUAUGUGAAUUGGCGUUCAAAGAUUGCCGAUGCCUUUUUGGAGGCGGUGCAGCAAGAUGGUUUGCAACAUCGCGAUUACAAUGGACACAUUCAAAAUGGUGUGAAUUACUUACAAACGACCACGCGCAACUCAACGCGUUGGAGUUCGAAUCGCGCCUAUUUGUAUCCGCUCAAGGGUAAACGCCGUAAUUUGCACGUAAAGAAAUAUGCUUUAGUCACAAAAGUGCUCAUCGAUCCAACUACGAAAACCGCUUACGGCAUAAUGGUGCGCACCGACGGUCGCGAACACAAAAUACUCGCGCGCCGUGAGGUGAUCGUCAGCGCUGGCGCCAUUAACACACCACAACUGCUCAUGCUCUCCGGUGUUGGACCUGCACAGCAUUUGCGUGAAAUGGGCAUUAAACCGAUUGCAGACUUGGCAGUUGGCUUUAAUCUGCAAGAUCACACAGCGCCUGCGGUCACGUUCACUACCAAUGCAACAUCGUUGCAUUUCGAAGAUUUCGCUGAUCCGACGCUGGUGAAUCGCUUUAAUCGACAAGAGGGUCCCUACGGUUCACCCGGCGGCUGUGAGGCUAUGGCUUUCUGGGACUUGGAUCACCCGCAACUGAAGGAUGGUUGGCCAGAUAUUGAACUGUUUUUGGUAGGCGGCUCAAUGUCCUCCAACCCGGCGAUAUCGCGUGCCUUUGGUCUCAAAAAAAUCAUCUACGAUUCCAUGUUUGCGGAAAUCGAAGACAAAGAACUCAAUGCAUUCAUGAUAUUUCCCAUGAUAUUGCGUCCCAAGAGUCGUGGACGCAUCAUGCUCAAGAGCACCGAUCCGCAGAAAUAUCCACUCAUCUACUCAAACUACUAUGCACAUCCCUAUGAUGUCGACAUUUCCGUGCGUGGCGUGCAGAAGGCGAUCAGUCUGAUCAACUAUCCGGGCUUCAAGAAGAUCAACGCCAAAGUGUGGAACCGCAGAAUACCCACGUGUAAGGGUAUUGAAUUCGGUACACGGGAUUACUGGGAAUGUCACGUGCGUCAUUUCACUUUCACCAUCUACCACUACUCAGGCACGGCGAAAAUGGGCCCGUCAACCGAUCCGGCGGCUGUGGUGGAUCCGCGUCUGCGUGUCUAUGGCAUUAAGAAUAUGCGUGUGGCCGACGCGAGCAUCAUGCCAGAGAUCAUGUCCGGACAUCCGAACGGACCGGUUUUCAUGAUAGCAGAAAAGGCGGCGGAUAUGAUCAAAGAGGAUCACGGCUUCCAACAGUGACGAGGUGCGGUUGUUGAAGUACUUUUAAGAGAAAAAUAAACUGUAUUUAUAUUCCAAGCUUUCCAAAGGGGACAACAAUAGUUUGUAAGACAGGGUGGGCACUUGCUAGGUCUAAGCUAGCAGUAAGUGUAAAUAAGUUUAAUUAAGUUUUUUGUAAUAAGUGUGCAAAAAUGUGUUGCCAAGUAGUUAAACAUUUAGAUUAUCGUAGAGCAUCAAUGAAGCAUUCUAAGUCUACAUAUUUACAGAUACUUUUAGUGAAAUAGGAAUAUCAGUGCACUGAAAAUUAAUGCUUAAGUUUUAAAGUAUCAAUAAAUAUGCUUUUAAGCGUGUGUCAACUGUAA